UUGUUUUGUUACUUUGUUUUGCUAGUAGCAAUGAGAUUGAGAGAAUACUUGGUGACAACGCGGAAGCAGGACGUCUCGGUGAUAGCACCCACCCUCUGCAAAGUCGGCUCUGUCAGAGGAAAGGAGGCGCUUCCUGUUAUUCCGAUUCAAAUCUCAGGCUGGUCAGGAGGAAACGGGGAGCUGUGCAGAGUGGCAGGGUGCACCAAGAUGGAUGGCCAAUGUCUCCCCUUGCUGCUGCUUCUGCUGGUCUUUACAGCAGCUAUUAGGCUUGAUGCUCAUCCUGGGACCACAGUGACUCCCCGCAAUACCAACGUCUCUCUGGAAGGAGGACCAAAUGCUACAGCUCUGGGCCAUUACCCGGAGAGAAACAUAACCACACAUUAUGUUUAUAGUAUCUAUGCAGAAUUUUGCUGGAGUAUCUUUGCUCACCAGAUGGCCAAUAUCAGCAAAGCUCACUGGUGUGAAUGGAGGGUCAUUGGCAGGCCAUACCAUGACCUGCGAAAGUGCCUGGAAGGCUGGGCAGAACACCUGAAGUAUGUUUACCCCAAUGCCUUGGCCGAGGACUACACCAUCCUAAGCCACAGCAUAUACUUCCUCAACUGCAGCCUGGAGAAUCCAACUCUCCUGGACCCCCCUGAGAAUGUUUUGCUGGCUCUUAUCAUAACCCCCAUCUGCCUCAUCCCUUUCUUGGUAACUCUGGUCGUUUUGAAGAGCAAGGAUGGUGAGAUGCAGUCGUGAGAGCCCGGCCUUCCUGUAGUGAUGCUGUAGUGCCCACAUGGCCUAGCACCUUUCAAUGCUGUUACAAUCCUCAUCUCUUGAUUAUCAUGGGAUUGGCCCCUCCCACUCUGAGACCACACCCUGGGGUGAGCCACUGCACUUGAGAUUCAUCUUGAGAGUCUGAAUAGUAAAAGUAUUGCGGCAUUUUACAAGUUGUACCAAAAGAGGAGGUGGGGGGGGGGGGAGCUGAAUCUUUCUCACAGAACCAAAUGUUGUCACAUGUGUACAGCUGACUCAAACCAUUUUUUAAUGUGGCUUAACUGUCACAUCUCAUUCUGAAGGAAUUCUGGGAAUUGUAGUGCUGCUGAAAAUUCUCAGUGGGAACUCCCUAGACUCUUGACAGAAUUGGUUUCCAGAGUUCUGUGGGGGAGAAGCCACAACGGUUAAAGAUUAUACAAUAUAUAUGAGUAGUCCAAACAUAUGUCAGUCCUUCUCCUUUAAAGUAGCAACACUCUGAGUGCUUGUGUAAGCAUUUCUCUCUGCACCCAACAUCCCCUCCCAGCUUUGGAGCUUCCCUCCACCCAACCUCCCCCCCCCCCUGCAGCUUUGCAGCGGUCUGUGUACAUGAGUCCAUGUAUAUUGACUCCAUAAACCAAUAAAGCUGUAUAUUUCCAUACAUGAUAUAA
This is a messenger RNA of Rhineura floridana, 1403 nucleotides long. It is a transcript of the gene RAMP2, whose product is annotated as receptor activity modifying protein 2. Gene Ontology annotation, biological process: calcium ion transport; angiogenesis; regulation of G protein-coupled receptor signaling pathway. Gene Ontology annotation, cellular component: membrane; signaling receptor complex; cell surface. The transcript has 5 exons. Gene Ontology annotation, molecular function: coreceptor activity. Bases 31 to 738 code for a protein of 235 amino acids. Lineage: Eukaryota; Metazoa; Chordata; Lepidosauria; Squamata; Rhineuridae. The record is from RefSeq and is a predicted model, not a curated record.